AUGUGGAAUGUUUUGUUUAUGUUAAGUGCUGUCGCGUCGAGUGCAUCGGAGAGUGUGUGGCCCGUGGAGAGUAGAGUUCUUCAACUACGGAAUGCCUCUCCUAGACCCCAGUCGCCGCCUUCGUACAUGCUGCAUCUGUACAACAGGUACAGAAAAGGACGCAUGCCGUACAGUGCUGCCAACACAGUUCGAAGUUUCUUUCCCACUCCAGGAAGGUUAGGAAACGACGACAUUUUGGUGUUCAAUCUGACGGGAGUGCAUCCCACAGAAUACGUCGAACGGGUCGACCUCCACCUGCAGUCCAAACACCCAGUCAGGCAGAAGCAGCGAUUGGAUCAGAAGAAGCUGACGAUGGAAGUGGACAUCCUGGAUCUCACUCGCCCCCUGAGGCCCAAGAUCGAGACGAUUCCCUUAUCGAGGAUGCAUACGGGGGGAUGGCAAACCCUGGACCUCACCGACAGCAUCAUCGCCUGUCUGGAAGGAGAAGCCGAGCAACACCAUUUAGUGGGCGUGGCAAUAAGAAGCCGUGACAACACAGACACUGGCGAUGUGAUUUCACAACCCUUUUUGGUCCUCUUCUCGGAAGAUGAUGAUCAUCUAAAUAUUGGAGAGUUAGACAGGAAAGUAGAUACUGCAGGGCAAAGGCUAAAACGAGAGGUUUUGGAUAAUGAGUUGCCAGAUUAUCCUUCAGAGGGCGUGGACGGAUCUCUUGUGGAAGUGCAAGCCAGGAUGAAAUACAAAUCUCUGGACUCAUCUAUGAUUCCUCGACCAGAAGCGAGAAAAGUGUCAAAGUCGGAGAUGAACAAGCAUAAAAAAAGACGACGUCGGAGAAGAAGGAAAGACAGGCGCUUGCCAUACGCCUGGGGCAAAGGGUGGUGGAGGUCAAACAGCAUGAAGGCAGGUCAAGACGAACAAGGAGACGCUGAAGAGGAUGAAGAAGAUGCCAUUGAAGACGACCCGUUCAUUUGCCAAAAACGGAAGAUGGUUGUGAAUUUUUCAGAAAUUGGAUGGGGUGAUUGGAUUAUUUCACCAAAGACAUUUGACGCCUCGUAUUGUUCUGGCGUAUGUGAGCAUCCAUUGAGAAAGAGUCUCCAUCCCUCAAAUCACGCCGUCUUUCAAAACCUGGUGAUUUCUCUGGGAUUGCAGAAAGACGUGCCGGGGCUCUGUUGUGUGCCACAGUCACUGUCGCCCGUCUCGCUCCUCUUUUACGACGACAAUAGGAACAUCGUCCUGAAAAGUUAUCCAAACAUGAGUGUUGAAAACUGUUCGUGUCGUUAA
Molecule: messenger RNA, 1278 nt
Organism: Uloborus diversus
Lineage: Eukaryota; Metazoa; Arthropoda; Arachnida; Araneae; Uloboridae
Product: bone morphogenetic protein 3-like
Exons: 6
Coding region: 1-1278 (425 amino acids)
Biological process (GO): SMAD protein signal transduction; BMP signaling pathway
Cellular component (GO): extracellular region
Molecular function (GO): growth factor activity; cytokine activity
Source: RefSeq, a predicted model, not a curated record